Molecule: messenger RNA, 696 nt
Organism: Dibothriocephalus latus
Lineage: Eukaryota; Metazoa; Platyhelminthes; Cestoda; Diphyllobothriidea; Diphyllobothriidae
Source: the annotation of a GenBank genome assembly
AUGGGAGGGGAGCAGAGUAGAUGCUGGACUAGUUUCCUUUGCUCUAAUCUACUUGACGCUCAUGUUACUCCUGGGGAAGUUGUUAUCAUUGUCCUGUCAAGUCGUGACUGUGACUUUGAGGGAAUCCACAAGCCCGUUUUGUUGGAUUUUCAUCUACAUGACCGUCGCGUCUGUGUGCUGGGACUUUGCACUCUCCUCUCUCUCCGUGAUGAAGAACGACCCCCAGCUGUGAACAAACUCAGCACCCAAUACCUCCCCGCCCUCCUGCUUCUCCUGAACGGUCUGAAAGACGCCUAUGUCCUCAAGGCUCAGGAGGAAAAUGAAGGUGAUUCUAUGAUAGAUGAGGCUGAAGCCAGUGACAGUGAUGAGGACGACGACGACGACUUUGAUGCGGACUCUGUUCUGGAGGAAUUCGAUACGGACCUGGACAAAGACGAGUGCAAGAUGGACGAGUACGUCACCUUCUACCAGUUGAUGACGGACAUGGAGCAGACUCAUCCUGGGUGGUAUCAACAACUGGUAGCCCCGCUCUCGGAAGCCCAGAAGACAGAGUUCAAAAACAUCGCUGAGACAGCACUCAAGUGCAUACAGCAGAAACAAUCCAAAGAAAUCGAGAAGGCCGGUGGCUAUUCCUUCCAACAGACGGACGUCCCCGACAGUUUUGACUUCAGUGGAAAUCCACCUCCCGGUGUUUAA